This is a messenger RNA of Bombus terrestris (buff-tailed bumblebee), 2477 nucleotides long. RefSeq names its product sodium/bile acid cotransporter 7. The record is from RefSeq and is a predicted model, not a curated record. The transcript is spliced from 6 exons. Bases 517 to 1518 code for a protein of 333 amino acids. Gene Ontology annotation, cellular component: plasma membrane. Lineage: Eukaryota; Metazoa; Arthropoda; Insecta; Hymenoptera; Apidae.
GAGUUUAAUUAGCACAAAAUAUUAUUAUUUCGUGCAGUAUAAAAAUCACAAAAAAUGUUAAAAGAUGAAUGACAAGUUUUGUGCAUAGUAUAAAAAAUUAAUUAUAAAUUUACAUAUUGCUUCAAUUUAGAUGCAUUUAUACUUUAAUUUAUAUUUGCCUAAUUUUAUACCGUAGUAAUUAAAAUACGUACUUUAUAGAGAUUUUUAGUGGUAAAAUAUACCACAGAAUAAUUUAUAAGAAGUGAAUGUAUAAAUAUUAUAUCAAAUAGAUCUGAUAUAGUAUUAUAGCAAAUAAGGCUUGCUUUAUUUAAUUAUAAUAUUUCAAGCAUGUUUAAAUAGGACUAUAGUACAUAUAGUAUUUUGUACAAAUAUGCACGCACAAAAUCUUUUAAGAGAGAAAGUGCAUGAAAUUUUCUCAAAGAAGAUCCAGAAAAAAUAUGCUGCACUGGCUGAACUUGCUCGUAGGCAGAUGUACUCUAAUUUUUACAAAAAUGGCACAUAUAAAAUUAAGUGAAAAUGCGAAAAGAUUAUGUACAGGAUGUUCAACCAAAAAAAAAGCAGAAUGAACUUUUAUAUAGAUAUGGAUAUUUUCUAUCAAUGCUUUUAUGUAUGAUGCUAGCCUCACUUAAGCCACAUUUUGGUAAAACAAAUGGUGUUCUGAAUGGAAAUAUUAUUAUUCGAUAUUUUGCUGUUCCUUUAACAUACUUAGAAGCAGGCCUAUUAUGUGAUCCAAAAACACUUUAUUUAACAUUAAGCAAUGGUACUCUCUUAAUAUUUACAAUGACUUUCAUAUAUAUUUUAAUGCCCUUCCUGAUGAGAGUUGGAGUAUGUUUAUUGACUUAUGCCAAUGUCAAUGUGUGGUUAUUGAAAGGAAUGGAAGUACUUUACUGUAUGCCACCUCCAUUUAAUACAAGUUUUGUUUUGUGUCGAUUGGCACAAGCAGAUUUGUCAACAAGCAUUGUGAUUACUUUAGUAUCUCAUUUUGGAGGAUUAUUUAUAUCUCCUAUAUUAUUAUACUUUGUGUUAGGGGCAUCUACACCUCCCUUAGUUGGUGUGAAUGUAAAGGAAACCAUUUAUAGUACAAUUGUACCAUUAAUUAUUGGUAUUGCAAUUCAAAUUGUGAUCUUAAAGUAUGAUGUUUGUUUCAAAAUUAAAUCACCUUGGUUUUCUCAAGGAUUAUUAUUAGCUACAGCAUAUCAUUGGUUUUGUGAUGCUGUGUUGGUAGAUGCAUCAUCUUUGCAAGCUACUGAUGUGUUAUUAUGCGUAUUACUUGCUUGCGUGGGACAACUAUUUGUUAGCUGCUUGUGUUGGAUAUUGUGCUCUCGGUGGUUACCUCGGAAUAUAUUGCUAGCUGCACUUUUUACAAGUACUCACAAAUCAGUUGGUCUUGGAAGCUGGGUUUUACGUGGUGCUUACCAUGGUUCAGCCCAUGGUCCUGCAGUGAAUUUACCAUUGUCUGUACUACCAGUUGCACAAUUGCUGUUAGGUAGUUUAUUAGCUAGUUGGUUGUCUCCAUAAUGUAAAAUACGUUAUGUGAUUAAUUUGAAUAAUUUUGUUUGUAUACUUUGCAUUCCAUGUGAAAUUGCAUGUAUAUACUAUCUGUUGUUUAUGUAAGUUUCCUUUGAUUAUAUGUAUUUUUUGUGUACUUCCUAGUAUAUAAGCUUUUUAAUAAGAACAUUCUUUCCUUUCUUCUCUUAUGUUUGUUAAUGUACUUACAUAAUAGCGAAACAUUGAGAAUACAUACUAUAUUACAUUUUAUAGUAGUAAAAUAUUGUAAGGUAUUUCUGUACGUAUUACUAGAAUAUUUAAAAAUGUAAUUAAUCCGUUUAUUUAAUGAUCACGUUCAUUAUAGAAAAGGAUGCCUUAAUAAGUAGUAUUUAAACAUGGAGUUAAGAAAUAAAAAAGGCUUAAGUAGAUUAAGAUCUUAAAUUUUAAUAUAUAAAAAUCGUAUGAAAAUUAUUUACAUAAUGUAAUUUGAAAAAGUGUUUGAAAAAAACGUUUAACAAAAUAUUGGGUAGGAUUUUACUCAAAAUUGUUUUCAAAAUGUAUCAAAUAAGUUUAUUUAUAUGUAUAACGAAAUGCCAAAUGCUUUGAAACAUAGUCUGUGAUUUUUUUUCUUUAAAUUUCACGCAGGGUGUAUAUGAACUUUAUUUAUUGCGAAAUUUAAUACUUACCUUGGAAACUAAUUUUAAAAAUUUGUAUAUAACAAUUAUAUAUUAUUUUUUCAGUAUAUAUUGAAACAACUAGUGUAAAAUUAUGCAUGAAUAAGUUUUUUUUCAGUUCUAAUCAACUUAGCUUCAUUGACAUUUGAUAAAAGGAAAUCAUGACAAUUAUACAUUACACUGUACAUCAUUACAGGAACAAUUUUAAAUAGUACAUUAAGUGAAAGUAAAAAAGAAAAACCAAUUACACUACUUAAAAGCGUUGUACGCUAAAUCUUAUGUAGUAAUUAUAUAAUAAAUUGUAUUCGUAUCUUA